Messenger RNA from Morchella importuna, 1905 nucleotides. RefSeq lists its product as uncharacterized. The transcript is spliced from 6 exons. Bases 1 to 1905 code for a protein of 634 amino acids. Lineage: Eukaryota; Fungi; Ascomycota; Pezizomycetes; Pezizales; Morchellaceae. Gene Ontology annotation, molecular function: transmembrane transporter activity. The record is from RefSeq and is a predicted model, not a curated record. Gene Ontology annotation, biological process: transmembrane transport.
AUGGUGAAAAAUUGGUCGUUAGGUAUCUUGGAGGAUCCGGAGACAACAGAGGUUCCAGGCACCGUCCUGCUACUCACCUCCACAACACAGGAGCCUCUUGGUCUCGAUGAGCUCCCCCGUGAGGAACAGAAGCGCACUCCGGACGGAACUAUUAUUCUUAAUCCCCAGCCGGAUGAUCAUCCUGAUGACCCGCUAAACUGGGCUAGCUGGCGAAGAGAUGUCGCGCUGCUGUGUUUGGGAUGGCACUGUCUUGUUGGUGGUGGCCAGACACCGGUUCUGGCGGCCGGGUUUAAUGAUGUCGCAAAGACGUUCGACGUCUCGAUCCCGGAUGUUGCGUUGACGACUGGCCUUUUCAUGAUGGGACUUGGUAUUGGUGCCCUGAUAUCUUCACCCACAGCUAUUAUUUUCGGCAAACGGCCCGUAUAUCUAUUCGGAGUUCUCAUUUUCCUUGCAUCUUCGAUAUGGUGCGCUGCAUCGAAAUCAUACGGGUCAUUGGUCGCGGGGAGAAUACUGAUGGGCAUUGGUGUUUCGCCGUGCGAGUCGCUUCCUAGCGCUACGAUUGCAGAGAUCUUCUUCUUGCACGAGAGAGCGUACCGUAUUGGUAUCUACACGCUGCUUUUGCUUGGUGGGAAGAAUUUGGUUCCGUUGGUCAGUGCGGCGAUCAUUGAGACAAUGUCGUGGAGAUGGGUGUUCUGGAUUGUCGCUAUUAUUGUCGGAUUUAAUUUGGGUCUCUUGUUCCUCUUUGUCCCGGAAACCUUUUGGGUCCGUACCCCUCGUGGAAAGUCACCCUCCUUCCUGCGCCGGGCUUCAUCUAGCAUAUUUUCGCAUUCCGGUUCAAGCAAGAAGAAGGAAAAGUCCAGGUCUCGACGAACUUCAGUAGACGUUCUACCUCCGGAUGGCAUCGCUAGACUGCCGGUCACCAGCGACGCAAUCGAAGGCGUUGAGCAAGAGCAAAAGGCCGACAUGAAACAUGCUCAUUUCGUUACGCCAGAGAAGCCCAAAGAUGAGAUCGAUGAGGUUUCACCACCAAAGGAAGUCUACAAGAUGGAUGGCGGAAAGACCUCGCGUGCAUCGCUCGACGAAUAUGUCCUCAAGGCUGCCGCACAACCGCUACCCUCAAAUGCAAACAUUGAAACCGCGGAACCUGUCACGCCCAAGACCUUCACUCAAUCAUUGACAGUUUACAGCGGUAUUCUCCGCCACGAAAAUUGGUUGAAGGUUGCUAUACGCCCUAUCAUUCUUUUUGCGUACCCUGCGGUUCUCUGGUCGACUGUCGUUUACUCGCUCUCUGUGGGCUGGUUGAUCGUGCUGUCGGAGACUGUCGCACAUAUCUACCAGGAGCAUCCUUAUAACUUUUCUCGUCUAGCAACGGGUUUGGUGUACUUGUCGCCGUUCAUUGGUGGUAUCAUCGGAACAGCAGUUGCUGGAAAGGUAUCUGAUAUCAUUGUUAGAGCCAUGAGUAGGGCAAAUGGAGGUGUUUAUGAGCCAGAGUUUAGGCUGGUAAUGGGAAUCCCUGUCGCGAUUGCUACUGCGAUUGGACUUAUGGGAUUCGGUUGGUCUGCGCAGGAGCGCGAUAACUGGAUGGUCCCGACUUUCUUUUUCGGUUUGAUCUCGUUUGGGUGUUCUCUUGGAUCCACAACUGCGAUUACUUUCUGCGUUGACUCCUACCGCCAAUACGCCGGUGAAGCACUUGUCACCCUUAAUUUCUCUAAGAACGUUUUCCACGGACUUGUCUUUUCCCUCUUUUUCAACCGGUGGCUCGAGGCAGACGGCUCAAAGACCGUCUUCCUGGCGCUCGGCGGAAUCCAUAUGGCCUGCCUGCUGUUCACCAUCCCGCUCUACAUCUAUGGAAAGCGGUUGAGAAUGUGGACCACCAGGGCCAAAUUGAUGGAGAAAUGGACUUGA